AAAGAAAUCUAUCAUUAUUAAGCAAACAAGCAGGAUAUGGCUGGUGUAGAAAGCAUUUACUGUGACUUAUGUGUUCAAGAUAACAACAACAUACAAGCUGUGGCAUUCUGUAAGAACUGCACGGAAUUUUUCUGUGAUACAUGUGCAAGGUUCCAUUUGAGACAGGCACUUGCAAAAACACACACUGUUUUGAGAGGAAAGGAUUUGCCAAAGGAUUCAUCAUUGAUUAAACGGAAACAAAUACUGGUUGAUUAUUGUGAAAAAGGGCAUACUGAUGAGCUUUUAAAGUAUUUUUGCAAGAACUGUAACACUCUUGCAUGCUCUAUGUGCAUACUUAAUGCACACAAGGAAUGCUCCAAGGUUGAAUGUCUUCAAGACCUUACAAAUGAUGAAUUGGAUAAAGAGUAUGGCGAUUUCAUAUCAAUGUCUAAAGAUAUGGAAAGGUCGAUACAUAACUAUCACAAUAAAGUAAAUGCCAAUAGAUUGCUGAUAAAUCAAUAUCACAAGAGCGCAAUGCAUGGCAUGCAAAAAGACGAAACGGGCCUGUUAGAGCAAGUGGGUGCUGCUUCAGAAUCUGCCCUACAAGACGUAGACAAAAUCAAAACCCGAAAGUGGGAAGCUUUAGACAAACUGACAGAAAAACACAAAUAUCUCGAAAAGAGGAUUUCAAUGUUCAAGGAAAGAAUUGCAAGUCGAUCUACCGCAGACAAAAAGGCUCAACUAUUUAUUCAGAUAUUUCGACUGGAAAAACAAUUGGAUACAAUACAAAAAGAAACUAGUAGUCUAUUAAAAGAAAUCGACACGGAUGCGUUUCGUUUCAGAUACAUUCCCAAGACAGACGACACUAACCUCACAAAAGCAGGUGACGUCGUCGAUAUAACGAUCCAAACGACAUCAACAUUUUGAACAUUAGAUGACUGGUUGCAUUCAGCGAUCGAUAUGACUUAUUUAAAAAACGUUUAAAAAGUGUUAUGUAACCUAAAAUGUUAUUGGUGUCAUUUGUUUUGCCUAUUGAUAAAGAGGAGCAUGUACAGUGAGAACUGGUAUAUGAAAAUAAAAUACCGGUUUUGAACUAAAUCUAGAACAAACAUAGGUUAUUCAUGAAAUGCUGUUUCAAGGCUCACUUAGUAUUCCACAUGACCCACAUUUGUUAUCAUGUAUUGUUAGUUGAUCAAACAAAGAUU
Messenger RNA from Mya arenaria, 1184 nucleotides. Its product is annotated as transcription intermediary factor 1-beta-like. Gene Ontology annotation, molecular function: zinc ion binding; ubiquitin-protein transferase activity. Bases 37 to 906 code for a protein of 289 amino acids. Lineage: Eukaryota; Metazoa; Mollusca; Bivalvia; Myida; Myidae. The record is from RefSeq and is a predicted model, not a curated record. Gene Ontology annotation, biological process: positive regulation of DNA-templated transcription. Gene Ontology annotation, cellular component: nucleoplasm; chromatin. The transcript is spliced from 2 exons.